Molecule: messenger RNA, 2077 nt
Organism: Ostrinia furnacalis (Asian corn borer)
Lineage: Eukaryota; Metazoa; Arthropoda; Insecta; Lepidoptera; Crambidae
Gene: fz
Product: frizzled class receptor
Exons: 2
Coding region: 212-1909 (565 amino acids)
Biological process (GO): canonical Wnt signaling pathway; non-canonical Wnt signaling pathway
Cellular component (GO): plasma membrane
Molecular function (GO): Wnt-protein binding; Wnt receptor activity
Source: RefSeq, a predicted model, not a curated record
UUGUGUUAUUUUUUUCUGUCAAUGGUUCAUUCAUUACAUUUCUUGUUGUUUGGUGUUUCUCCGUAUUUUAAAGUUUAUAGCAAAUUAAAAAUUAUGUAUUUUCUACACGAUCUGAAUCGUGAAAAAACAACAACAAGUCAGUGAAAUAAUGUAAAGCACAACACAAAACAUAUUUUGUUUUUUUUAGCAACAUUUUUUGUAGACUUCAAGAAUGGGAAGAUUGUGGAUAUCGCUUUUGAAAGUGCUUUAUUUAUUUGUAUACACUGAAACAUCACGCGUGACUGUCUAUCAAGGAGAUACUUUGCCUCACCAUGGACGAUGCGAGCCAAUUACCAUUCAGUUUUGCCAGCAACUGAGAUACAAUGAAACCAUAUUUCCCAACAUUCUUAAUCAUGCUAAACAAGAAGAUGCUGGACCUGAAGUACAUCAGUUCACACCAUUAAUCAAAAUAAAUUGUUCCCCAGACCUCAAAUUCUUCUUGUGUUCAGUGUAUGCACCUGUUUGCACAAUUUUGGAUACUCCUAUACUGCCAUGCCGUCAUUUAUGUGAAUCCGCGAAACACAAUUGCGACCAACUGAUGAUAGACUACGGCUUCCCAUGGCCAGAGCAUCUGGAAUGUUCAAGGUUCCCGGUUGCUACAGAUGAAAAUGUCAUAUGUGUUGGUGAUAAUAAUGUUACACAUAAAUCAAAGAAACCUACAGAAACCAAGCUACCUAAAGUAGAUUUCAAAUCGAAUAUUGAAAGGGAUCCUACUAAACUGCAUAGUGCAAAAGAUUAUGGAUUUGUUUGUCCUGUACAUUUUAAAGUACCCAAGAGUUUGGAUUUGGAAUAUUCUCUGAAGGUUGGAGAUAAGAUUGAACAUGAUUGUGGUGCACCAUGUAAUGGCAUGUUUUUCAGUCAGGAUGAAAAAAACUUUUCAAGAUUGUGGAUUGGUAUUUGGGCAACACUAUGCACUGUGAGCUGUUUAUUUACUGUUCUAACUUUUUUAAUUGACACAGAUAGAUUUAGAUAUCCAGAAAGACCUAUUAUAUUCCUAUCCGUAUGUUACUUGAUGGUAGCUGCAGCAUAUAUCAUGGGAUGGAGUGCUGGAGACAGUGUUAGUUGUCAAGGGCCUUUUCCCUCGACAAUAAGUGGGACAAGAUUACCAAACAUAUCAAUCAUAUCACAAGGCACAAAACAUGAACCAUGUACAAUACUUUUUAUGGUGGUAUAUUUCUUCAGCAUGGCAUCAAGUAUUUGGUGGGUUGUCUUGACACUCACAUGGUUUUUGGCAGCUGGACUUAAAUGGGGCCAUGAAGCUAUAGAAGCAAACUCACAAUAUUUUCAUUUAGCAGCUUGGGCAGUGCCCGCCAUCAAGACAAUAUCGAUACUAGCAAUGGGAAAAGUUGAUGGUGAUAUUCUAUCUGGUGUGUGUUACGUUGGAAUAUGGGAUGCUGAGGCUUUACGUGGAUUUGUACUAGCACCGCUCUGUGUAUAUCUUGUCCUAGGAACAGUAUUUCUUUUGGCUGGAUUUGUAUCAUUGUUUCGUAUAAGAACUGUAAUGAAACAUGACGGCACAAAAACAGAUAAAUUGGAAAAACUAAUGAUUAGAAUUGGUGUAUUUGGAGUCUUGUAUACAGUGCCAGCCUUGAUAGUUAUUGCUUGUCUUUUUUAUGAGCAAGCUCAUUUUGAUAAUUGGAUGGUGACAUGGCAUAGGGAUAUGUGCUCUACACCUCUUUACUCUAUCCCCUGUCCAUUCACACGUCAUGAGAUGGAGAGACCUAAGUUUGAAAUGUUCAUGAUUAAGUACUUAAUGACAAUGAUAGUUGGUAUAACAUCCAGUUUUUGGAUUUGGUCAGGAAAAACUUUAGUUUCCUGGCGUCAAUUCUUUGAUAGAAUAAAAGGUAGAAGAGUUGAAGUGUAUGUUUAAUUUUCGCAGCUGUCAUUUUAUUUUUAAUAUUUUUACUUUUAGCUACAAUAUAAGGCUGAUAAUGUAAAUAGGAGUCUCAGUAAUUUGAUAAGUUUUUUAUACAAAUAAGUAUUUUUAAUGUGAGUAUUAAUUAAGAAUCAAUGUAUUAAUAAAUAUUUUCAUUUUCAA